AUGCCGUCAACGUCGCUUGCCCUGACACCAGGGCUAGGGUCUUUCCUCAAGUCUCUCAAGACCAACCCAGUCGAGACAUCGAUUGAGAACCUCAUCUCAUUACUCAAAAGACGCCAGAUCCGCCAUUCGCGAUCAUGUGCCACCGCAACUGCCUAUCUGCUCCGCCAUGUUGUUUCGGUUUGCAAGACAUCCGACCCAGUCAAGCUCAUUGAGCGAGUACAGACUGUUGGCAGGCGGCUUGUCGCGGCUCAGCCGCGGGAAAUGGUGGUGGGCAAUGUGGUGCGACGAGUGCUAGGCCUCAUUCGUGAUGAAGCGGAAGAUGAUCAUGAUGCAGAGUUUGCUUUGAGUGAAGCUGGAUCUGAAAGUCAACCUCAUACGCCACGAGCUUUCGAUGACCCAUCUUCAUCAUUGCCCUUGGACCGUGACUCCCUUUCUCUUCGCGGGGACGGUGCAGAGCGUCAAUCUUCCCGGCCUACGCUCCAUUCCAUGUUCAGCCUCCUUUCGCACCCUGAAGCAGAGUUCUCGCCAAUCAGCACUCCAGGCACACAAUCUCCCAAUGGGCGGAUCCCCACUCAUGGUCCUGGUGGCAAGGACGUCAAGGCCGAGGUUCUGGAAGGUAUCGGUGAGAUCAUUGACGAACUCGGACAAGUCGAUGACCAGAUUGCGUCGUACGCUCUGGAGCACAUUCACUCGAACGAAAUUAUUCUCACCCACACUUCAUCUACGACCGUACAAAAGUUUUUGGUGAAGGCUGCAACAAAGCGCAAAUUCACAGUGAUUCAUGCCGAGUCCUUCCCAAACAAUCACGAAGCUACUCACGCCACUGUCAGUGGCAAGUCGACCGGCGAUGAUGAGAACCUGAGCACCGAGGCCUUCCAGAAGCCUUUGACCGCUCUUGGAAUCACCGUCAUUCUCAUUCCAGACUCGGCAGUAUUUGCUCUUAUGUCUCGGGUUAACAAGGUCAUCCUGGGCACUCACUCCGUGCUUGCAAAUGGUGGUCUGGUCGCCGCUGCUGGUACUCGAGUCAUUGCUCGUGCUGCCAAGGUUCACCAAACCCCUGUCGUUGUUGUCAGCGGUGUAUACAAGCUUAGCCCGGUCUAUCCCUUCGACUUUGAAUCGCUCAUUGAAUACGGCGAUGCCAGCAAGGUCCUUCCAUACGAAGAUGGGGAUCUUGUGGAUCAAAUCGACGUUCAGAAUCCGAUCUAUGACUAUGUUCCGGCUGAGCUUGUCGACCUUUACAUUACCAACUUGGGAGGUCAUGCGCCGUCGUAUCUGUACCGCAUUGUGUCCGAUCACUACCGAAAGGAAGACAUCAGCUUCUAA
Messenger RNA from Penicillium oxalicum, 1323 nucleotides. RefSeq names its product translation initiation factor eIF2B subunit beta. The transcript is spliced from 4 exons. Gene Ontology annotation, molecular function: guanyl-nucleotide exchange factor activity; translation initiation factor activity. Gene Ontology annotation, cellular component: eukaryotic translation initiation factor 2B complex. Gene Ontology annotation, biological process: translational initiation. The record is from RefSeq and is a predicted model, not a curated record. Lineage: Eukaryota; Fungi; Ascomycota; Eurotiomycetes; Eurotiales; Aspergillaceae. Bases 1 to 1323 code for a protein of 440 amino acids.